Molecule: messenger RNA, 1301 nt
Organism: Panicum virgatum (switchgrass)
Lineage: Eukaryota; Viridiplantae; Streptophyta; Magnoliopsida; Poales; Poaceae
Product: putative invertase inhibitor
Exons: 1
Coding region: 269-892 (207 amino acids)
Molecular function (GO): enzyme inhibitor activity
Source: RefSeq, a predicted model, not a curated record
UGGAUCCCCAAAUUAAACAGCGAGCGAGCGAGCGAGCAUUGCUCCCGGCCUCUCCCUGGUUCCGAUCCAUCCUCUGCCGCCUGCAUCUAUCUAUCGGCUAUCGCAUUCCCAAUCCCAUUGGAUACAUACAUAUACACACCUCUCCGUCUUCUUCCCGCGCGCGCUGUAUAUUACAUUACAUUACAUAUAGCUGCUGGCUGCACAAGAAAAAAAGGAAGAAGAAGAAGAAGAGAUCGAUAAAGAAGAAAGGCAGGCAGGCAAGCAAGCAAUGGCGGCGAUGAGUGGGCUGUUGCUCUGCCUCCUCCUCCUCCUCUUGGUAAUAAGCGGUGUCGCACCGGCGCAGGCGGCGGAGAUGGAGAUUGAGUUGGUGCCGAUGACAGAGAAUGAGUCGUCGUCGUCGUCGCCGCCGUCGUGUGCGAACCCGGUGAGCGUGGAGGCGGCGUGCCGCGGCGCGUCGGAGACGCACGCCGGCGUGGCCUACGAGCACUGCGUGGAGUCGCUGGGGGCGGACCCGCGCAGCAAGGAGGCCGGCAACAUGCACGGGCUGGCCAUGCUGGCCACCAAGAUGGCCAUCGACCACGCCGCCAGCACGGAGGCCAAGAUCGACGACCUGGCGGAGAUGGAGGAGUCGCCGCACGCGCGCGCCCGCUUCAACCACUGCAUGGAGCAGUACGGCGGCGCCGCCGACCUCCUCCGCGACGCGCUGGACAACCUCAAGGCGGAGAUAUACGGCAAGGCCAUGGAGCAGCUGGCCGCCGCGCUGGGCGCCUCCGAGAGCUGCGAGGACGCCUGGAAGGGCGAGGCCGAGAGCGCCGUCCCCGUCGCCGCGCACGACAGGGAGUACGGCCGGAUGGCGCACAUCGCGCUCGGAUUCACUCACGCAGCCGCAUGAUUCACCCACGCAGCAGCAGCCAUUGCAUCACUAGCUCAUUCGUCUAUCAAAAUCUCAGCUCGCCUAUCGUCGCCCCUUGUUCGAUUAUUCAUCUGCUGCAUGCUAUUUGAUUAAUUAAUUAAUUCCAUGCAUAUUAAUUAUUAUUAGGAGAUCGAUCGAGGCAGGGGUUGUGCACAUGCAGCAUGGCCUCCAAUGCAUCUACUACGUACUACGUACUAUUAUUAGGAUGGAUGGACGGAUGGAUGGAUGUUUUUCCAUUCAUCCCAUCUGAUCUGAUUGAUUCUACAGUAGUCUUUUUUUUUCAUUUUCCGUUGAUAAGAUAUGUGUGGUGUAGGCCGGCCGGGUUUCAUUCAUUCAUCAGAUGAACGAAGGGAAAAAGAAGAAGGAAUAAAAAAGGCUGCUUAAUUAU